This is a messenger RNA of Bradysia coprophila, 2155 nucleotides long. RefSeq names its product mitochondrial ribosomal protein S18B (gene mRpS18B). Gene Ontology annotation, biological process: mitochondrial translation. Gene Ontology annotation, molecular function: structural constituent of ribosome. Lineage: Eukaryota; Metazoa; Arthropoda; Insecta; Diptera; Sciaridae. The record is from RefSeq and is a predicted model, not a curated record. Gene Ontology annotation, cellular component: ribosome; mitochondrion.
UCAUAUCUCUUGACUUUUGCGUAAAAAUAUUGUUUUUCUUAUUCAUUCGCACGAUGUCGGUUUUUAGGUUAACAAAAUUCCUAUUUUCCAACACAAAUAUUGCACAAAAUGCUGCAAUAUUGAAUCACAAUCGAUAUCUAAGUGUAAGCGUAACACGAUUCUGUGCAAAAACACCAUCAGGUGAAGAUAAACCAGAGGUCGAUCGCUCCGACAAAGAUCGAACAAGAAUUAUUCCGGUUGAGACCAGUAUCAAGUAUUUGGACAGUGAGGCCUAUAAAUCAACGUACGGCGAUCAAUUAGUUUGGCAACCGUAUCGACGAAAUCAUAAGGGAGGUUUUGCGCCUCGAAGAACCCGGCAAACCUGUAUCCGGAAAGGAUUCAUUUCGACAGGCAAUCCAUGUCCAAUUUGUCGUGACGAAUAUUUAGUAAUUGAUUACCGGAAUCUGGGCUUGCUCAAUCAGUUCAUUUCACCACAGACGGGAGAAAUAUUGAGCUACUCGAAAACCGGUGUGUGUCAGAAAAGGCACAAUCAAUUGGUUAUUGCCAUCGAAAAGGCUAUGGACUACGGUCUGAUCAGCUUUAACGUUCCAUUCAAAAAAUACGAUUACGAAAAGUACUACGGUAAAGCGACCGAUUCGCAAGCCUAAAGACCAUCAAUUUCUUAGCAUAAUUUUCGAAAUAUAAAAACAAAAUGCAACAACAGUACGAGUCAACGUUUUUAGUUAUUGGGGGAGGCAUAGCCGGAGUGUCCUGUAUCGAAACAUUAACAUUUCUUUGUCCGGAUCAAAAAAUAAUUUUAGUCACCGAAUCGAAGCUCAUCAAAACCGUCACGAAUUUGGUACCAUUAGCCAAAGCAGUCAGUCGAUUUGACAUUGAAGAACGGAAUGCAGAAACGUUGAAGGGAAAUUUGACGGUGCUCGUCGACCGAAUGGUUUCCGUUAACAGUACAACUAAAACAGUCGUCACCGAAAAAGGAAUUGAAGUAAAAUACAAAUUGAUGUGUCUAUGCACCGGUGCUCGGCCCAAACUGAUUGAUCAGGCUGCCGAUAAUCCACUAGUUAUCGGCAUCCGUGACACAGAGUCCGUUUUGGAAUUCCAGAAGCGAAUCAAACAUAGUAAACGAAUUGCGAUCGUUGGAAAUGGUGGAAUCGCAUCGGAAAUCGUCUAUGAAAUUCGAAAUAUUGCAAUCCAUUGGGUGAUUAAAGACAGCUUCAUAUCACAAUCCUUCGUAGAUCCGGGAGCUGCCGAACUCUUUCAGUGUAAAAUUCGCAACAAGAGCAAUGUGCAAAGCGAAACGAAAACUACAUUCAAGCGACUGCGAUAUGACGAGGACGGCCAAAGCGAUAACAAAAGUGGUGGCGCUUUAGGACCCGAUUGGCAUCGAACAUUAGAUUUAGAUGGAGGUGAAAGGGAAAUGCCGGAUAGUGUGGUGGUGCACAAAAAUUGUGAAGUUCGAUCAAUGUCAAUGGAAAAUGAGCAGCUAGCGGUGACGCUCACGAAUGGAGAGAAAAUUAUUUGCGACUUUUUGGUAUCGGCAACUGGCGUGAAUCCGUCGUUAAAUUUUAUCACCGACGUUCCAUUCGAAUUAGCUGGCGACGGCGGUAUCCUUGUUGAUGAGCUAAUGAAAACAUCCAUUGAUGGUGUUUAUGCGGCUGGUGACGUUUGCACCGCUGGUUGGGAUAAAGCAAAACAUUGGUUUCAAAUGCGUCUAUGGACACAAGCUCGACAAUUCGGUUCGAUGGCUGGGAAAAGUAUGGCUGCUGCAUUAGAAGGCAACGAAAUCUAUCAGGAUUUCUGUUUCGAACUGUUCGGUCACGUGACACAACUGUUUGGGUACCAAGUUGUGUUGCUUGGAAGGUUUAACGGACAGGAUUUGGGUAGAAAUUACGAAGUCUUGAUUAGAACGACACCUGACCUGGAAUACAUAAAAUAUGUUUUGGUCGAUGGGAAAGUGGUUGGGGCGAUAUUGAUUGGUGAAACCGGGCUGGAAGAAACGACUGAAAAUUUGAUUCUGAAUGAGUUAGAUGUAACGCCAUACGGUGACGAUUUGUUAAAUCCGGACAUAGACAUUGAAGAUUAUUUCGAUUAGGACGGCAUAAGGUACGGCUUUAUUUGUAGCGAUGACUGCAAAAUACAAGUAGAUUUGACUGUUGCA